GUCGCAGACGACAAUCACUCGACCAAAAGGCACAGUGGAUGGCCGGAGGCCCUGACACUCGCGCUCUACCCACGGCAUGGAUCGCAAUGGAUUCGGGUGUUAACAUCCAAGAUGCCCUAGAUGCCCUAGAGACCUACAAGAAGAAAGAUGCGUCCAAAGUCGUCGUACGCUUCAAAGCAGUUGGGAAUGCACCUAUAAUGAAGCAGAACCUGUACAAGAUCACUGCUUCGAAUCGUUUCCAGGCAGUGAUACAGUUCUUGAGGAAAGAACUUGGUUGGAAAGCUGGGGAUCCUUUGUUUACUUAUAUCAAUCUUGCCUUUGCACCAGCCCCGGAUGAUACUGUAUCUAACUUAUACAAAUCUUUUGCAACGGAAGGUCAUCUAAUAGUCAACUACAGUACCACGGCAGCUUGGGGUUGAUAGCGUCUAAUAUAUGGCUGCUUCAUUCUGGA
Messenger RNA from Somion occarium, 451 nucleotides. The record is from the annotation of a GenBank genome assembly. Lineage: Eukaryota; Fungi; Basidiomycota; Agaricomycetes; Polyporales; Cerrenaceae.